Candidozyma duobushaemuli is the source of this 705-nucleotide messenger RNA. RefSeq lists its product as uncharacterized. The transcript has a single exon. The coding region runs from base 1 to 705 and encodes 234 amino acids. The record is from RefSeq and is a predicted model, not a curated record. NCBI's taxonomy places the organism in Eukaryota, Fungi, Ascomycota, Pichiomycetes, Serinales, Metschnikowiaceae.
AUGCCUCCAAGGCUUGGAGACACAGCUUUCUUGGAACAAUCCCGCAGGGUAGACCGAUCGGCUUUCCCAAAUGCUGAGCAGCUUUUCGUGGCGCUGGUGCUCGCGGGCUACUAUUUAAAGGCGUCCUUCUGGCCCUUUUUGCCCAUCACCACUAUGAAGCUUUCCACCGUUUUACUUGCUGCUGCUGCUGCGUCUGGCGUCAUGGCCGACGACACCUCGCUCACCAUCACCAUGACCUUCACCGACAACGACAGAACCUACACCAAGACCAGAACCGACUUGUACACUGGUCAGGAAACCACCUUGCCCACUGACGGAAUCCACACCACCACCUUCACCCUUACAGACGACGACUGGACUGCCACUGUGGAGCAGACCAACACCUACGGCAAGGACACCAUUGUCACCUCGCUGGACAUCAUCUACGGUCCCGAAGAAACCUACACUAGAGAGACCACCUUGCAAAUGCACGAGACCCAGGUCAGCUCCUACUUGAGCUGGUUGUCUGUGAAGAACGAGCUUGCCCAGUCUGCCAUUGACGGCGAGACCGACAGAUUGUACUUGCCUGAGGAGGUGGAGACCACCAGUACCACCACUUCUGCUGCUCAGACCACUUCUGCUGACACCACCUCUGCUACUGGCGGUGCAGUCAAGUACGGCGUGGGCGGUGCUGCUAUGGGUAUUGCUGCGGUCAUGCUCUUGUGA